Messenger RNA from Archocentrus centrarchus (flier cichlid), 4593 nucleotides. RefSeq names its product ubiquitin specific peptidase like 1 (gene uspl1). Gene Ontology annotation, cellular component: Cajal body. The coding region runs from base 324 to 3779 and encodes 1151 amino acids. Gene Ontology annotation, biological process: Cajal body organization; protein desumoylation. Gene Ontology annotation, molecular function: SUMO binding. The transcript has 10 exons. NCBI's taxonomy places the organism in Eukaryota, Metazoa, Chordata, Actinopteri, Cichliformes, Cichlidae. The record is from RefSeq and is a predicted model, not a curated record.
GUAGGGAAAACGUUUGUGAUACGAAGCCAUAGAAAGAUGCACAUGGACUCAUUCCACCGGCGGGACUCAGAAAAUACGGCUCUCUGUGCACGGAUUUCACCUUCCAGCGGUGUAAUAGCAAAUACUAUUUAACGUCGGUUUGGUAGGGACCCACUGAUAUCAUGGCUGAACAUCGUUAUCUGCUAAUAUCAUCCUUGUUGGCUGUCACCCUCCUUUCGGUAAACACAGAUGACAUUUACAGAUGGCAGUAGUUGAUGUAUAAAGACGACUGAAAGGAUUUAAAAUAAUUGAGCUCCCUCGGAGGUGAGACAGUUUGCAGUGACAUGGUUAUAUAUUGUGGAUGGCACCGGACAGCCAUGGACCCGAAUAGCAGCAGCCGCUGUUUGCCAGUUUCUGGUGAAGACACUGGUUUGGAGGCUUUGUCCUCACCAAUGGUGGGGUAUUUGGGAAAAGUUCAGGGAAGAGCAGCUUCACUGGACUAUUGUCCUUGGUGUACUUCAAAGGGGCUGACCUAUGCUUUGCGCUUGUACCGCAUCAGCCUCCAGGAUUCGAUCACACUCUGCACAAACCCACAGUGUCUUUUCCCUUUGGUCAGCCGCUCCUUGGAGGAUGUUUUGGCUAGCUUGGAUCCCAUGGAGCCGGCUGUUGGGCACAAAAGAAAAAAUGUUACCACGGAGGGAAAGGAAGAGCUGAUUAAACCUUCAUUCAAGCGUCUUCGAUCAAGUGAAAUUGAUGGUCCCGAGCCACAGGGUGUAACUGGCACACCCGUUAGCCCAGCAGAGCAUGGUGCUGUAAACGCCAUCAGAAAUGGCCAGCAUGCAGAACUCAAGAUGGAUGUUGAAAAGCUGAAUGGAUACCACAAGGAUUGUCGAGUUGCAAAGGCAACAAAUUGGGAAUUGGUACAAGAAAAGGAUGCGGACAGUGCUGUUUAUGCCGAUGGUCUUGCCUCCUCUAUGUGCUCAGCCUCAGCUGGACAUUCAUUGGAAGUUUUGUUGACCACUGAUGGUGAUGAACCUGCGCUGUCUUCUCAUUGUGGUGCUCGUGGUAUAUCAAAGACUGAGUUAAACCAUGAAAUGAGUCUUCCUGGGGUGCAAAACAUAUGCAACAGUCUGGACUUCAAACAGAACAUUAAUUCAAAUAAAAUCUAUGUUUCAUCGAGUCGUCAAAGUGAGCAGACAGUGAGUACAGAAAUAUCAUGGACUGAAGACUGUAAGGACCCAGGGGGCGUUAAGUCGGGAAGUGAGGAUUUGUCUGGUUCUUCAUUAAGAGGGUCCGAAGAACUUGUACCCGUUCCAAACCAGCUUCUCUGGAGAAACAGUGACAACCUGUGUUGGCUGGACUCGCUGCUUGCUGCUCUGUUCAACUGCAAGAGUUUGCAAAAGUGUAAACCUAAAGAUGAUCCUCAGCGGCCAUCUCUGUGGCAGCUACUAAAAGGAUAUGAAGACAUUUGUGGGGCCAUCCAAGUCCACCAAAAGACCGGGAGUGAUGGCAUUGUGCGGGUUCCAAGUCACAUGCUGCAAAAGGUCACUGCAGAUCUUCAGAGUCUCCGGAUGUCAGUCUUCAAGCUACUGCAACCCAAGCUGCGCUGCAAACUGGGUCAGAGGGAAGCUCCGGUAUUUGCUAUGCCACUUCUGCUCCGGAUGGACUCGUGGAUAGAACGUCUCUUCAAGGCAACAUUUUCCUGGGAGUUCAAGUGCAGUGAGUGUAAAACCGCUAUGAAAGAAAGGGUUAUGGAAACUCUCCCCACCUUCACAAAUAUUGUGCCUGAUUGGCACCCACUCAAAGCAACACACUUGGGCCCCUGUAAUGCGUGCUGCAAGGAGAAUCAGAUGAGGACUAUGGUGCUGGAAAAUGUGCCUCCAGUGUUCGCACUGCACUUUGUGGAGGGGCUGCCAAACAAUGAUGUCAGUAUGUAUACCUUCAACUUCAAGGGGAAAAACUACUCCAUCACCACCAUCAUACAGUACAACAGUCAACUGAAGCACUUUGUCACCUGGACUUGCAAUACUGAUGGCUCAUGGCUGGAAUAUGACGAUUUAAAAUACCCAGACUGCAAGACCCAUCAGAAGCUGCUGGUCCCUGCUAAUGAGAUGCAUAUUGUCUUCUGGGAGGAGGAAGUCUGUUCUCCCUCCACCACAUGUGUCAUAUCUCCCCUAUCUGAAAAUGAGAGGAACCCCAGUUUAAAUGAAGAUUCAGUAGCUGAUGAAGUGUCGAUUUGCACUCCAGAUCAGUCUCUUCUUGUUCUUCUUGACACUGACAUCAUCUGUGCUCUUACUGAAGACACCAGCAGCAUCAUGGACACAACAGUUACAGCAGGAGUGGAUACAUCCAUAGGUACCACCACUUUGCUCGAUACCUUUGAGGGCCUUACCCAUAGUGACAUCAUUACACUCACUCUGGUUGAAGUAAAACCUGAUACGGAAAUGCAGUCUUUAACUAAUGCUCAGAAAACUGAGGACCUUAGCGCCGCCAGUAGGAAUGAAACGCUCGACUCCACACCAGACAGCGCUUCUGCUGCUCAAGCUAGUAAACUCUAUCACGGGCACGAUGUUGAACUUCCGUCCACUUCAAGUGACCCUGAAUCAGAGAAUGGGUCGUCCAGUGAUCCGACAUUUGUGCCUGGUCCCAGGAGAGGACGAAGGAAAGGAAUUGGCAAAGGAAAAACCGUCAGGAGAGGAAAAGGUAAAAAGACUGUUAAGUCAAAAGGAAGUCCACAUAUGUCACCACAUCCAUCUUCAGAGCCCGGUGACGUAAACUGUGACCAGCCUGUGGUCCCGGUUACUCAGGAUAAGAGUCCAGCUGUUGAAAUUACACAACAGGCAUCCCCCAUGUCUUCUACUGAUAACCCACCACUUUUCAUGAAUCAGAAAGAUCCCACAACGCCAUCACCACUAGAUCAGAGUGCUCGCUGGUCCUUCCUGCUUAGCAAACACCCACUAAACCAAGUUCAGACAUCCAUUGCUAAUUUUGCCCCUACCUCGCUCACACAAGUAAAGUCCCCUCCUCCUAUUCACUCUACCCCCAAUCCUGUGAAAAGACAGCAGCUUCCUGUGGUGCUCUACCCCAAACCACAACUCAGGACGGAGGAGAGUGAGGAGCUUCCAAUGAAAGCUGCAGACAUGUACAGGGCAUUUGGCACAAAGAGUUUAAACACCCAGAAACCCUUCCUGUGCCCUGCAGUGCAGUCACAGCCAGUCACAUCUAACCACCUAUCAAACACUACAGUGAUAUCUGGUACGUCACUUACUAUGCCUGGAGCAAAGGGAAUCCCUAAAAUCACCCCUCUAAAGACACUUGGCAGCCGUUCCUCAGAGGUUCCCCUAGGCCUCAGCACCACCGAAGCUCUGAGAUACAAGCUGAUAAAGAAACUCAAAGCAAAGAAGAAGAAGCUCGCUAGGCUGAAUAAGGUGUUGGGUAAUCGAGGGGAAAUGCACCGCCCACCGGACAGCACUGACUUGGACUCUCCCAGCACUGUUACCUCCAGCACAUACGACGGCUCCACCUGUGAUGACUUCCUGUCAGACCUGCUCUCGCCGGCAACAACAGCGAGCAACCUUUCGCCAGACAGCACCGGCUUCCUCGAGAUGCUUGCCAACGGGCAAGAUGGAACCGAGCAGCCCGAGUGUGCGGUCAGAGCUGCAGGGACAGCAUCGGAGACAAACGGCUCGAACGGGCAGAACAACAAAGACUUCUUCGAUGAGUUUCUCUCACAGGCCGUACCUCACACACCAACUGACAUGGAGGCCGAGACACUCAGGGAGCUUGAACUUUUCAUUUAAGUUGUGGUGUUUGACCUUUGGCUGCAGGCCACCACCAUGUAAUACGUUUACCAUUAUGCUGAGUUAACAAACUACACCUCAUCUGUUUUAGUUAAAAAGUGAAAGUGAAAAUCUCUUUAGUGUAUUUAUGUUUCUGUUAUUGAUGAAAGUUUCACGAACUUUGUAGGUGUGGCAACAAUGUUGGAAACAUGUUAAACGUGAAAUCUGUAAACCGCAUCAGGGUUUGUUUGUUUUUUCUGCAAUUUCGGCACUUUGAAGUUUUUAUAUGUUGUACACGUGUAUAACUGGCUGUUUUGAAGCCACUGAAGCUGUGUGUUUUUGUUGUUUGAUAUAUUACUUGAAAUUAUGACUGUCUUUUAGUGGUAAUAAUAAAUUCUUUAUAUGGUUCUUUUACUAGUCAGAAUGUCAGCAUCAUGAUGUAAAAAGAAAGGGAGAGGGAGUCUAUUAACCUCCAACCAGCUUACUGUUUGAGAAGUAAAAUGUUUAUACUCCCAGGUUUUUCAACAUUAAAAUCACAGUUUUAAUAUUAAAUAUAAAAACGGUCUUGUUUCAAGUCAUUCAGGUAUUUAUUUGUGGAUCAGUGUUGCACAUUUCUUUUGUUUGCAAUGCUAAAUAAUUUACUGAUACGCCACAUUUACAAGAGAAUCUCAGGAAAUGUCAGGUGGAAGCAGGCGAGCUUGUCAGCUCAUAUUAAACCACAAAUUAUGAAUUUACAUUUUGGUUGUGGCAACACUGCUUCACUACUUUUUGUUGAGUCCACGUUUUUUCCACAGCCAAGUGAUUAAACUGGAAAAAAAAUAAAUAAAUACCUAAU